GUAAACCGAGGCGCCGGCCCGGUGGGUGCCGCCUCGGCAUCCCCCAGCCACGCAAUCAAUCACGCAGCCGCGCGCCGCCGGCUUCUUUCCCGUUGGCGCGCCGCGUGUUUUCCGAAUUGUAUAUCGCGCCCGCCGGGGCGCACUGACAAAUUGACCUCGCCGGCCCGGCCCCGCGUAAGUAUCAGUUGAUGGGGCGUGCCAUGCUAUGAGGCUAUCCGCUGGGCGCAAGGCCACUUACAGACUGCCGCCGCAGAUCAUGUUCAUGUAGGUAGCACGCAUCGAAAUCAAUACGGCCGUCGCGACAGUGUCUGCCUCGGGGUGUGCUCCGGGGCGUUGUCUGUCUAGUGAAAUGAAAAUAGA
This is a messenger RNA of Amoebophrya sp. A120, 360 nucleotides long. NCBI's taxonomy places the organism in Eukaryota, Dinophyceae, Syndiniales, Amoebophryaceae. The record is from the annotation of a GenBank genome assembly.